Messenger RNA from Symbiodinium sp. CCMP2456, 2157 nucleotides. NCBI's taxonomy places the organism in Eukaryota, Dinophyceae, Suessiales, Symbiodiniaceae. The record is from the annotation of a GenBank genome assembly.
AUGGCAUCCCUUGCGGUGCUCGAGGAGGGGCGCCGAGCCUCGGUGGCUGCUCGCGGCACCUGGGCGGAAGCGCGGGACGAGGCGGCCUUGGCUGCCAACGUCUACGGCCAGGCUGUCUAUGCCAUGGAGUCCUUCCUGAGUGAUGCUGGGAUCUGGGGGCGGUUCCAAAUGCUUUGGCCAGCCAUGCAGCCAUGGAAGGGGGUGUUGUACUUCAGCUUCUUCUCGUCACAUUUGGAGAGAGCUGCUCGCCUUCUUCUGCGCCUUGUUCUCGCAGCGACAUUUGGGGCACUGCUGCGCCAGGCCAUCUUCGGAGCUUUCGCACGGUCGGCAACACACCAGCUUUGCCGGGUGCGUGGAGGGGACGACACGCUGGCGCUCCCCGUGUCGCUGCUGUGCCAUGCUAUGGGGAUCCUUUGCUGUGCGCCUUUGUCCAUGGCUCCAUUGGCUACGAAGCCCCGAUGUGCUUGGCUCCGUUGGGCCUUGCUCGUUCUCGGCAACCUGGCCUCACUGUUGAUCAUCGUCCUCUUCCUGGCGAAUUCCAGCGAUGCAGAUGGCGUGUGGUGGCUGAUCUGUCUCAUCGGGAUCCUCACACAAGAAUUCUUGCUCCUUCCACUUCUCACGGCCUUUGGUCUCGCCACCUUAGCCACGGUCCUCCUGCGCCGACACUCCGAUCUUGCGGAAAGCUUGAGGGACUGCUCCGCCCAGGCUCUGGCGCCCUUCCUCGAGCGUGAGAAGUCCAAGGUGAUCGUAGAAGAUGCUGUGACGCCACUCAAGCGGGCACGCGUGCAGGCGUCGGGAGUCCUCGCCGGCAUGGAAGGCAUGCAAAGCCUGGAGAUCGGCCGCGGCAAGCGGAAGGUCCACUUCGCAGCGCCUGGUGAGCGGAAGGCCACCUGGGGAAACCCGCAUUUGAAGCGGAACCCUGGGCCCGGCACCUACGAGCACGAGCCGGUAAAGGUGGACUUGCCGCUGCGACUGCCAGGAGGCACUGGUGGUGGCGGGCCGCCGAUGGAACCGCCAGGGUUCGGCUCCGAUGUGCCGCACUGCUCCACGACCUUCGCUUCCAGCAAGGUGCCGACGGCAUUCUUCCCGAAGUCCUUCUCCCCAGCAAUGCUGCCGGGGCCCGCGACGUACUUCGCCGAGCCUGCGCCAAAGUCCAGCCCGGAUCGGCCCCUGCCAGCCUUCCGCUCCGUGUCGGCGCGCUUCGCGGACAGAGAAAGCGCGGCGAGCCCUGGACCCGGUCACUACCCGAGCCUGUCGGACUUUCCGGACGAUCGGAUACGGCGCGCCAGGAGUGUACCCGACUUCAUGAACAGGAAGUUUUUCGGAGUCCAGAAUCCGUACCAGCUGAAGUCCCUCCGCGAGACUGACGGAGCCUCUCUGGCAGGAUUCGGCUCACGCAGCCCUCAGCGUCCUGUCACAGUCAGCAAGAGCUCUGCGGCGCCUGGCAGCUACGAUCCGGAGAGUUCCAUUGGCCAGUCGAUUUCGGCUAAGCUGCGGCAGCUGGCAAAGAUCGCCCAGGGGGGCGCUUUUGGGGGCUCGAAGACAGGGGAGCGCUUCUUCCAGGGCCCAGGGACAUCAGGCGAUAACGCGAUUUCCAUGUCGGCACCAUCGUUGCCGCAAGCCGACCCGGUCAAGGACGCUGGUGAUGCGGCCAGGGGCUCCUUCAAGUCCGAGGCUCCGAGACUUCCGGCUCCCACCAACGAGGAGCUGCCCGGGCCCGGCGCGUACGAUCCCAUCACGAAUCCGGAUUUCCGCACGGGCUGGAGGAUCGCGAAGACAGACCACGUGGGUUUCGGCGGCAGCGGUGCCCGGUUUGCCAGCGGGGAGACCGAUGUUCCGCCACCGGGGUCCUAUGAGAUGGCGCACGAGAACAUCCGGGGUGGCUACCAUCCCUUUCGAUCCACGGAGGCGCGUGGGCUGCCGAUGCCGAAGGUGGCUCCAAAGGGCCUCGAUCCAGGCUGUUAUGACGUGGCGAGAAGCUUGAUUCGCAAGACCUUCAACACCAAGGUCGAGGAGCAUGCUCUGCUCUUGCAGACGCCCAGCGACAAGCGCCCGCCCCCGAGGGGUCCCUUCCCGUGGGCUGAAGGCUCCAGCUGGAAGCCCAAGCAGGCACUUGAACGAGCCGCGUUGGAGGAUGCGCCGAGCCAGGCCGGCUGA